AUUGUUGCCGCGUUGUGCGCGCUCUGGGGUAGGCAUUUUUUUGGCGGAAUUAGGAUUCUUCCUUGCGCGGGGAAGGGUUCCGAGUCCGAGUUCAGUCACUCUGUUCGGUUCGAAUCGAUAAGGUGUGUGUGCGCCUCACCUCUGGUUUAGUCUCAAAUCAAAGCAGUCCAGAGAGCAGCGCGCGAGUGAAAAUGAAAGAGAUGGCAUCCGUUCAGGAGGAAGAACUUCCGAAGCCUCCGGCCAUUGUGUCGUACGCGUUCGAGAAAGAAGUGAUCAACAAGCAGAAUACCCACAUCCGUGUGACGGAUCACUUCCUGCCCAAUCUGAACCGGGUGCCGAUUGCGAUCAAAUUCUGGUCCAAAUAUGAUUCGACAACGGUCGAAGCGCAAAGUCGCUUGGAUAGUUUCGACAAGUACUUCAAGUUGCUGGAGAAGAACAUCGCCGAGGGACCGCGGGAGAAGUACCGAGAGCCUCGGACGGAGAAUCAGUGCUACGGUUGGCAUACGGAACCAUUCUAUAAGCUGGACACGGACGAUAUCCAUUUACUGUACAAUCCCAAAAAACGUCAGGAGAUUACGAUUGUCGGGGAGAAAAUAAACGCAGAUAGGAUUACCCAGCGACCGCGGUUCACUGGAAUUCCAUUCAAGCUACCCAGUUGAAGGAGUAUUGAAUCUGAAUUACGUGUAUUGUUGUGUAAAAACUCAAUAAAUUACUUAUGGUGACUACAA
Messenger RNA from Toxorhynchites rutilus septentrionalis, 728 nucleotides. RefSeq lists its product as uncharacterized. The transcript is spliced from 2 exons. The record is from RefSeq and is a predicted model, not a curated record. Bases 192 to 659 code for a protein of 155 amino acids. NCBI's taxonomy places the organism in Eukaryota, Metazoa, Arthropoda, Insecta, Diptera, Culicidae.